AUGAAACAUCUUAUUGUUACUCUCUUGACCUUCGCGUCUACCCUGUUCAGCUCGAUUCUUGCUUUGCCUGGCGAACCGAGCGACCCCGACUCGGACGACAGGGUUCCCCCCAGCGGAGGAUUCCUCACUCUCGUCAAGACAAUGCAAAGACUUGGAAUAGCGGGCAUCAAACUUGACAGAACCCUCGAGAUGUCGCAGAUUACGCCCGAGACUUUACAGACCAUCCGGCAAUUGACCCAGGACAUCGAGAACAUCGUGACCCAGGCAACCGCCAAGGCAGAUACCCUGGAAGUUCUGGACCCCAUCCGCAGCACCAAGCUGACCAAGAAUGCCUUGCCCAUGAAGCCCGUGUUUGGCCACUUGCUCAAGGUGAUUUCGAAGGAGAAAGAAAAACUAUGCGCCGCUCAAUUCUGCCACGAAAUGCGGGACUUUCUGACGUGGAUGCGGAUUCGAUGCCACGAACUCGCGGAAUCUCUGCGAGGCAUCGUCGGAUUUGGUGACGGGAAGCUGAUUGAAGUCUGUGCAGACCUGAUUGAUAAGCAGUAUGCCAUGACGAUCACCGAGUAUGAGAAGCUGAUCCGAUCUGGCCGCGACGAGGACCAACCCGAUGACCAGGCUCUGAUGUUGGAUCGCCUGAGGAGGGCUCCCCGCGAGGGUGAGGAACAAUUGGGAAGGAAGUGAGUGACCAUGGGGUUACCUAGUAAUGAGUUAGUUGCAUGGAAAGUCUUGAUUGUGCUGUACCUUAUCUUGCUGAGCAAGUGGUCCCUGCCCUACACGGCCAAUGCCUGAAUUCAUAAAGAUACCCAGGCUGUCUGCACCCUUUGAUCAAGAUCUGAUAGCAUGGUAUUGGAAAUUCUCUUUGCACUACCCGGCGCGACGCCUGGCCACAUCCGGACUGGCCGAUAUGGUUGGGACUAAUUUGUGCCUAUGAUGUACAAUGAUCGCUUACC
Messenger RNA from Aspergillus uvarum CBS 121591, 950 nucleotides. RefSeq lists its product as uncharacterized. Bases 1 to 681 code for a protein of 226 amino acids. NCBI's taxonomy places the organism in Eukaryota, Fungi, Ascomycota, Eurotiomycetes, Eurotiales, Aspergillaceae. The transcript has 2 exons. The record is from RefSeq and is a predicted model, not a curated record.